Carlito syrichta (Philippine tarsier) is the source of this 987-nucleotide messenger RNA. RefSeq names its product olfactory receptor 10P1. Gene Ontology annotation, biological process: G protein-coupled receptor signaling pathway. The record is from RefSeq and is a predicted model, not a curated record. Bases 27 to 968 code for a protein of 313 amino acids. NCBI's taxonomy places the organism in Eukaryota, Metazoa, Chordata, Mammalia, Primates, Tarsiidae. Gene Ontology annotation, molecular function: G protein-coupled receptor activity; olfactory receptor activity. The transcript has a single exon. Gene Ontology annotation, cellular component: membrane.
UGUGCCGUAGGUGCCAGCCUGGAGCAAUGGCUGAGGCAAACUCCACUACACCAGCUGAAUUCCUCCUCCUGGGCUUCUCAGACCUCAGGGCCCUGCGGGGCCCCCUGUUCUGGGUGGUGCUUCUGGUCUACCUGGUCACCUUGCUGGGCAACGCCCUGAUCCUCCUCCUCACGCAGGCCAGCCCCGCCCUGCACUCGCCCAUGUACUUCUUCCUGCGCCAGCUGUCCGUGGUGGAGCUCCUCUACACCACCGACAUCGUGCCCAGGACCCUGGCCGAUCUGGCCUCCCCGCAGCCCCGAGCCAUCUCCUUUCAGGGCUGCGCAGUCCAGAUGUUCGUCUUCAUCGUCCUGGGCAUCUCGGAGUGCUGCCUGCUCACGGCCAUGGCCUACGACCGCUACGCAGCCAUCUGCCGGCCGCUGCGCUACGCCUCCCUCAUGAGCCGGCGGGCCUGCGUGGCCAUGGUGGGCACCUCCUGGCUCAUGGGCAUCGUCACAGCCACCACCCACGCCUCCCUGAUCUUCAGCCUGUCUUUCCCCAGCCGCCCAAUCAUCCCUCACUUCCUCUGCGACAUCCUGCCGGUCCUGAGGCUGGCAAGUGCGGGGAAGCACAGGAGCGAGAUCUCCGUGAUGACGGCCACCACAGUCUUCAUCAUGGUCCCCUUCUCGCUGAUUGUCACCUCUUACGCCCGCAUCCUGGGAGCCUUCCUGGCAAUGGCCUCCACCCAGAGCCGCCGCAAGGUCUUCUCCACCUGUUCCUCCCACCUGCUGGUGGUCUCGCUUUUCUUCGGAACGGCCAGCAUCACUUACAUCCGGCCCCGGGCAGGCUCCUCUGCCACCACAGACCGUGUCGUCAGUCUCUUCUACACGGUCGUCACGCCCAUGCUCAAUCCCAUCAUCUACACCCUUAGGAACAAGGAGGUGGCAGGGGCCCUGCGGCAUGCGGUGAAGAGGCCGGUCCGCUCACCCUGAAGGGGCUCCGGAGGGUGAC